AAUUUAUAUUAGGGUUAAAACUAGCUAAGCAGCAAAUAACUGCACCAUGGCUUGUACAAAUGUUUAUGGUGCAACUCAAGAUCUGCAAGGUAUACACAUGAGCAACAUUGUGUCAGAUGAUAGCAGUGAGGGUGGAGCUGCCACUCCUCUCAGCAGCAAGAAGCUCCUGAAGAAGUUGAUGAAACUCAUCAGCAAAGGAUGGACGCAACAGAUGCUGGGAGCCUUAUUGAGUGCUGCUGAGCUGGCAAAGGAAGAAACUGAUCUGGAUGCUGGCCUGAUGCUCAUUAACAUCUUGAUGGAUGCUGUUGAAAAAUUAGGGAAUGAAGAACAAAGUCAUUUGUUGCGGACUUAUAUGACACUACAGGACCUGGCUGAGAAAGUUAAACAUGUGCCUGGUGAACAGCCUCUGUCUCAUCCCUACACUCAGAUUGUUGUCAAUUUCUGGGAGAGUCUGCAUCAGCAGCACUUGGUAUUGGUGCAGACUCUGCCUGGCUCGACUGACCACUUGCUUACUUGCCUGGGCCCUCGUCUCUUCAAGUCAGCCCUGUCGCCAUCUCUGUGUAAUCUGUUUCGCUUGAUCCGAUGUAAGGCGCUCAACGGCCUUCUAGAGCGCUGCUCAUCCCGGGGGCGGGGCAUGUUCCGAAGCUCUAACAGAAAUGCUUUCAACAAGCUGCCUGCAACUCUCGAGCAAGUGGGCGACUACGACUUCCAGACGAGCUUGGUAGAGUCGAUCUUCCGCCUGAGCGGCUGUAGUGAGCGCAGCGCCAACGUCACUCGUUGGUUCCCUCAGUUGCCCUGCACUCUCCAAGCACUCUUCACACGCAUUGUAGACUUUGAUCCGGACUGUCGCCGUUUUUUAAACGCAUUCAACAACUUUCUGGGACCUUCCCGCCUUGUGCACACGUAUGCGGCGACAAGCGUCACUUUAGGCUGCCUCAAAAUUGUCAAACCAAAUGCCACCUCCUAUGAACAAUUGUGGGUGGACUUCAACCUGGGUAGUGAGUCCGUCUCAGUGCUCUGUGACACCGCCGACUCGGAGAAACCCUCCCCCGAUCGAGUGUGGGAAACUGUCAUUGUGUACACUACAGAUGUGCUGCGAGGCACUUUGCAGCGCACACUUCACUCUGAUACUCUGUGCCUCAUGCUGAGCAAGCCUGCCCGGGACUAUUUCUCUUCACCUCCGAGUGUCACUUCUCAGGACAACUCAGCCGAAGACAUCCAUGAUCCAAAUCCUGUCUUCCGUCUGGUGUUUGAGCCUCCACUGCCUGAUAUGGUCACCGUCGCUUCUAAACUUUUUGGUUCUAACUUGCAGAUAGUGCUUAUGACGCCUAAAGGCGUGCAUACUCCAAGUGCCGCCACACCUCCGGCGUCACUGACGCGUGGCAAAGUCUCAGUGACACACAGCUUUGCUAGAGUGUCCCGCAUGCGCGCUCACUCCAGCCGCACCGAGACCAGCAACUCCAGCGACCGUGCGGACUCCAGCCCCGGCCUUGUACUCAGCCGCCGUCAACGAAGCAAAGGAAGUUCUGUCGGUGCAAGAAAACGACCUUCAGUUAGCCGACAGCGUGAAGCUCCUAUUUUUCAAGGACAAAUAACUGGCACGAUUACUCCCCCCCAAGUGGCGUCCUCUCAUCAAGCCAAGGCUUCGCUCAGCAACAACCUCGUGCGUCGCCGCGUCAUUGAUAAAACAAGCUUAUCGCCUGUCGAAACGCAAUCUGAUGAUUUCGUCCCUUCGUCGCUCAAGAAUGGAGCGCUAUCUUCUCGCGCGUUUUCAGCAACACAACCUUCUUCGCUAUCUCAUGUGGAUCUAACAGGAGCUUCUCAGCGGAGUAAGAAUCAAACUGAAGUCAAUGGUGUCAGUCCCUCAAUUGACCAGCAAAUCAUACCCGAAACUCCACCUGUUGACGCGUUGUUAGAGGAUGCUGUCGCCAAGAACGUUGAAUCUGGCGAAGUAAGAAUCAAUUGCACGCCUCGCUCUGCUUACAAAUCAACUGAUGUAAAUUUAGCUGCAUUCGAUAAAUUGAGUAUGGUUGGCACCACAUCCUGUCGUUCACACUCCGGCCGCCUAAUUAGCAGUGGAGGAUCAGGGUCAAGUAAAACCAUCUACCCUGACUCUUCCUCUCCUGAACAAGUCAAGAUUGCCGUGAGCGUUUCUAAUGAUCCUUCGUCCAUGCCAACCUCUUCUCAUCUUCCGAAGACCGUAAUUUCUCAUGAAGGACCUGGACAUGCCUUACCAAUUGCGUCUUAUUCCCAAAAGGAACUAAACUGCGGCAGAGAAAGCGAGCAACUUCACGAGAAUCAAGUGGACGUUCCAGGACUAAUACCUUCCAAUGAUGUUCUUCUGAACGACAAUAUAAAACUUGUUGAUUCUCAACGGGCUGCAGAUGUAGAUCAACGCUUCGAAGAUGAUAUUGUGCCGAGCUCGGUGCCUGAAGCUGGUGGCCAAUCUUUCGUGCCGACCGGACGCAGAGGCACACUCUCUCUGAAGAGAAAAUUAACCAAAGCACGCAGCGAGGACGUGGAAUCGGACAUAAUUUCUGCAUGUUCAAUUCCAAUGAUGCAUGCGAACGACAACGAAGUGAAAACAACAAAACCACGUGUUUCUGAGAAUCAGAAUGCCACAACGAACACAGUGAAUGUGUCCUCUGCUCCGGUGUUCCUGGUCUCGGAUGCCAAGAAUCAUGAUGGUUGUGGAACAUUAGAUGAGGAUAAUUCAGAAUUAAAAAACUCUGAAGGCCUUUCUGCAUCAAGCGCUCUGUCACCCGCAGUUAGAGUGUGUGAAGACGGGAAUUCUGUCCUCAUUGGCCCUGAUAUCUCUGUUCAAUGUGCGGGAGAUAAGCAAACUGCUUCUGAUCUCAUCAGUGGUCAUGAUCGUGGGGAAAUGUCGGUCCCUGAAUCCCCUGAAUCACCAGUGGGCCAAAACCAGACCUGUCUCACUCCUCCACAAAUUAUCAAAGACAAGGAAUCUCCGUUAGCAUCCCCUCAGAAAUCUUUGGAGAACAUUACCACCCGUUCGUCUAAGAGGACUUUAAAAGCUAAAAAUGGGGCUGCUAAUUCCACUAUAUCGCAUCACAAUCGUAGCAUGAAUAAAUUCCCAGCUUCAAAGUUGACAUUUGAACCGAUGCCCAAGAAAUGCAAGUACGAUGCCGACGUGUUCUGUAUGCGCACUCCUAAUCAUCCUCGGGACUCGUCUCUCGAAGCUUCCAACUGCCUCGAUGAUACUCGUGAAAACAGAUGUGAACUUAAACGAGUUAGUAAGGAUAUUUCGCCUGGUGAUGACAGCAAAGCCACGAAGAAGGUUGAUAAAUCCGUCUCGGAGACAACUGACCCGAAGAUAUUACUUGCGUACGUUGCACUGCGUCCUCUCGAAUCACCCAGGGCCAUUGAAGACCAAGCAAAAAAGUUCGAGUCUAGUCCUGCAGUCGUGCAGCCUUCUCAGGCUGAGGACCCCAUCGUAAUUAGGGAUACUGAAGUUAAUUCGUUUACUGGAGCUACAUGCAACACAAUCGUAUAUGACACUCUCCUUGUGUCUCACGACUGCUCAAAACUGCAGAGCCCUGUUGAAAAUUGCUCCAUAACUGACCCGGUUAAUGUUAGCUAUCCUUCACCAGCUGUCCACGACAAGACUGAGGAGGCUGAGCGGAGUCCUGUAGUGGCGGCCACCAUCUUGUCCACAUCUCAGAUGUUAUCGCUUCUGGAAAAAUCUGUUACGGAAUAUCAGCUUAAACCGAUCGAAAUGUCCAACGUGGAAAAUGCAAUAGUAAUUUCAAAUGAAGCAAAUUGCAAAAUUAAUAGCGCCAAGCAAACAAGUCAAGUGGAGGCUGGUUCCAAAAUACAAAACAUGGAAAUUUCAGAAGAUAUCAAUGCAAGGCUACUGUCUCAAGAAAGUGCGCAAGCACUGCCGUCUGUUGACGCGAGCAUGGCUGAGUCUCGAACUAUUAUUUCUAAUGCUGGCAUCGCUUUAAUGGAUAAUGUAGGCGACGUAGGUGAGUUAUCUGACUCUUUGAUCUUCCAGGAAAGAAUUGACGAAUUCGCUAUGGCUGAUGCCGAAUGUGAAAACAAGUCUGUUCCUGUGUUGGAAACAAGUUCCGUUAAAAGGGAUGUGGAAUUGAGUCGACUGACGGAAGUUCUUUGUUCGCCUAAAGCUAUCACUAACCUCGACACUGGAGUUCGCCAAAAUGAAGAAAGUCUCGAAUCCAAGUCCACGGCUCCUGUCGCAGUGGCUGGUGAUUCAAGCCCGGUGCGACAAGUCCAUUUGUCUCUUUCUCACCCCAUAGAUAUUUUUGAGCAAAAUCUUGACCAUGACUUAAAUGACGCCAUAGAAAUUUCAAAAAAAUCAACCGAAUUAUUCGGCUCGAAUUAUUCAAGCGAUUCAAGUUUACAUGACGUUUACAGCGACGUGCAUAUUUACGAAUCUCCAAUUGUUCGUCGCAAGAAACGAAAAUUUGAAAAGCCAAGCCUUAAAUUCAGUGACGCCACUAGUAGCAGUGGCGGACGUAGAAAAAAAGCUAAACGAGCCACGCAUGAGCUACCCGCCCAUUACAAACGGGCUGAGGGGGUUACCGAAAAGCUGAAGGCGCCGUUUAAGCUAACGACGCUGCCUAGCACUAGAUCUCGUGGCUGCAAGAAAAAGCUCUUCGACUCCUCCACCUCAAUUUUGGAAGAAAUUCCGCCUGUGGACAGUAUUGAUAAAGUGUACCACCGCUCUGAAGCAUCGCUCAUGUUGAGCGGCAUAGCGCCCAUCGGGAGCAGCCUAAACGAAGAAUCGUCGCAUAAUUUACAGGAAACUGAGUUGCAACACAGUCGCAAGCAUGAAAUACAUACCUCACGCAAAGAAUUACCUGGUAUUGUGAAAGCACAGGCUACCGCUAACAGUUCUGCCUUCGUCGCCAAUGAAUCGUCCCAAACAUUUAGCGCGGUGAAAUCUCCCCCUUCAUCUCGGCCUAGAAGUGUGAGAAAGAAAAAAUUUUUCAAGAGGGAUGCCGAUGAGGUUAAGUUUUCCCCUGAACCACUAGACGAUCUUUCUGCUACAGGGAGGGCACAUGGAAGGCGAUCUACUCGGCUUGCAUCUGAAAAGCGUAACAGUGGAAAUUUCUCUGAAAAUAAGGGCCUUUUCUUCGACUCGGAUGACACUCGUCUAUCCGCGGGGGACAGAGAGGCUCAUCACGCCUCUAUCUUCUCCGACGUUGAUUCUUCCAGCGGCCGGAGCUGGUUUUGCGGUAAACGCAAGGACAUGAGCCUCUAUUCUAAGAAAUACGUUGGGAAAAGCUAUCUAAAAAUACACCGUAAAUCCACAAUAGAGAAACAUUCUUCAAGUGGAAAUGAGAGUCAAGCGUCACAGUUAAACCGACCGAGAACACGAUUUUCCGAGAAGAGGUGUAAGAAUCCGUCGCGUCGUGAGGAUUCGACGCGCCAAGAGAAUAAAACGCUCCGAAAGUGGCCGACGCGUCAAGGCCAGGAGGUGAACAAACGCCGUAAGAAUUCAUCUCUAUAUGCCGUAUCAUCAACUUCCGAAGAAGAAAUAACUUUCUAUCCACGUCUUGCAAAGAAAGAAUGUGAAAAAGAAAAUUCAGAGAAAGUCCCUAAAAGGAAUGCUCCAAGGUCAGCGAAAAUGGGCAAGUCUUACAAAUGUUCAUUUCCUGUUGCCGAUAAGCUAACUGAUAACUCCUCUGAGGUGACUAAGAAUAAAUUGAUGGAAGUCUCGCAGCCUAGCGAAAGAAGCUGGGCAGACAAGACCUUGCAAGAAAGAUCUUCUAUUGAAGUUUUACGGGACGCCAGCCCCAGUCCCGCUGACUUGUCGCUGAAAAUUUUCGAAUGCGAGGAAGAAAAGCUUAUUUGGGAUCCACAAAUUUCUCCAGUUCAAAAACCCUUUGUGAUUUCUGACGAACUUGGUGUGAAUAAAAACUUAACUGAUAAGAAUAACAAAGAGAAUCUGAAAGAUACAGAUAUAACUGAUGAAAGUAUCAUCAAAGUACAUUCAGCUGCAAAGGUCUCGGAUGAUUUUCAGGACAGCGUGCAAUUGCCUCAAGCCGAAAAGUUGGUAAAGUUACUUGAAAAUGUUUUACCUAGUGUCCAGCGCCCAGAUAAUGCGCCAAUUAAGAAUAUUGGCCAUCCUGAGGCAGCUCGACGGAGACAUCUUCAAGUUCCUCCAAACACUCCGUCCUCCGUGUCUCCAUCAACGUUGAUUGCCUCAGGAGAAAUCAGCUCGAUUGGUGUGUCACGAGGCAACGGGAACAGCAAUGGUCCGCUCGAGAGCACUCACCUCGAUGACGUUCGAGAAGGAGGAAACAACCGAAAGGUUGCCUUCUUACCUGGUGCUUGCGGCGCCUCUCCGAAUUUGGCUGCCAACGAGAACCAAGACCAAUCUUCAUGUGACGGCGUUGCAGCCUUUACAUCUAUACAGAACCCCAGUCAGUUAAAAGUGAAAUUUGAUGCGUGCACCUACGACGUGAUACAAGUCUCUGAUGGCAUGAUUCCUGAUGUUCAUUCUUCUGACACCUCUUCUGCUGCAUCACCCACUCGCAAGACGAGGAUCAAGAUACGAACUGCUUUGCCUCAUGCGGAAAAAAUCCCUCCAGAGGCCAUUCUGUUUGACGACAUCUGCCAGGAAAAUGUUGAUGAUAAAAACAAGUCUGUAGAGAUUAAGCAAUCUUCUGGUCUUGGUUGUCGUUCCAAAGUUAAUUUUAAUAAUGAACCUUCAUCUAUCUAUGCGUCAUGCUCCGGAAACCCAUUGACAUUAGACAAUAACUCUGAUAAAAAAGUAGAAAAUUAUGAAUCGAUUGCGAGUAAGAGAAAGUCGGUGCAGAACGCCCCUGCUUCAGCUGAACACGAGGACCAGCUUCACGACAAGGCCAUAUCGCCAUCGACUUCAAGUGGGUGUCGCUGGAGUCUCGAGUGUGCCCAGCCAGCGCCCGUGGUUGCUCAUCCCCCAGCGACGGCUGCUUAUUCAGAUGUUACCCGACUUAACACUAAUCAGGAGAACGCGACUCCAAAGCGGAUGGACGGUCGAGUUUUGUUCGGAUCUGCUGCUGAUGAGUUGUGCGAUGGUUCCCUACGAGACGACCUGCUUGGUGCACUCGAGCUGCCGCCAUCGCGCGGUCAAGCGGGUAGCUUGCGUCGCGGCCAACUGCUACUCCUGCGUGACUUGCUUGGCUCCUUCGUGCAGGAUGUCAACACCAGGGCAUCUCAGAUUCUCGAUGUGGUGAACGACCUUCUUGAAGAAAAUAUUCAGAACUAACUCUGACGAAGAUGUUUUCCGAAGCUGAAGUACUUAAUUCAAAUCACUGGAUUCAUCAUUCCCAGGAUUAGUUUGAGAGCGUUUAAAUAUUUAGAUUGAAAUAAUCGGCUGAUCAUCUCCCCUGCCCUGAAGAGAGCAGUUCUAUCAAAUUAAAUUUUGUGCUUUGGAGUAUAAUGAAAGACUUUCUUUGUAUGAUAUCAAUGGACCUUUAUGUUGUUGUAUCUUUGUGUUCAACGGCGAUCGUUUAGACUGCAACUAGGUAUUUGUUCUUGACAAAUUGACAUUAGAAAUUACUUGUUUGAGUAAUUUCAAGGAUAUUUUUAUUUAGGCUUACCUCAACUAUUACUGUACGAUUCCAUCUAUUAGUUGUCCAUCAUGAACUCUGCUGGACGGUGCUGUUUAUAUGUUCUCACUGUUUGUUCCGUCUUGCUCUCAGCAGCUAUUUUUAGGUUACAGGCUCCAUCAGAGUCUUCUAUUUUUUAGUUUGAUAAUCGGACAUUCGAUGCGUCACUUGAAGCUGGCAGGAUAUUUCCAGGAUACUUAGUUUUGUAUGGUUUUUUACGCUGCAACAAUCAUUAUUCUUUCGAUAUUUUUCAAUGAGCCUUAAAAGACUUUUUUAAGCGUUGCGGCUCGCAGGUAUUGGGAAAAUACUUCAUUGAACUUAUGCUGUUGGUACUUAAGUGUUUCUCUCCGAAGCCCUGGAACAGAAAUAACGAGUAUUUGAUCUAAUUAGCGUCUGGGUAACUUGCAUACAUUAGAAAUAUAUAUAUAUUUUACCAUCUUAAGAGAGAGCAUUUUUGAACAUGUCUGUUACACGCGGAACUAAACAUUUCUUGUUAGUCUAUUAUUGACCAUUUGUAGAGUCUGCCUUUUUCUGAUUUUUUUUUUUGUCUGACUUUCAUCUCCGUAGUACGUAAGAAGUAUUUAUGAUUUUUAAAGGUUUUUUAUUUUUUAUUUUAUUAUCUGUUUGCUGCAUUAGGCUUGAGGCCUCGUAAUGUUUAUUUCUACGGUAGUUAGAACAUUUUUUGGCCAGUCCUAAAGUAGUAAAGUUGGCUGUAACUUUUCUUAUAUUCUUUGUUUCGUAUCAUUAACGCACCAUCUUCAACAGCAAUAACGAAAAAUUUUCACUCUUUCGCAUCAGUUUAAUAUUAUUUUUUCAUCGUCUGAAAACUUUUGACUAAAAGUGCGGAAUUAUAUUUACCAGAUUUUCAGUGUCUGCCAUCCACCAAAUUGAUUUAUUUUCUUGUAAACGAAGUUAUGUUUUUAAUAACAUUUGAGCAACAUGGAUGUGAAGAUAAGCUGUUCAUUUCGUUUGGAAGGCGCAGAGUAUUAGUGUUUAAGCCAUGGUUUUGUAUUGCUUAAUAAAGAGUUUUAUUAGAACA
Molecule: messenger RNA, 8619 nt
Organism: Hyalella azteca
Lineage: Eukaryota; Metazoa; Arthropoda; Malacostraca; Amphipoda; Hyalellidae
Exons: 12
Coding region: 47-7237 (2396 amino acids)
Source: RefSeq, a predicted model, not a curated record